Psilocybe cubensis is the source of this 2304-nucleotide messenger RNA. RefSeq lists its product as uncharacterized. Gene Ontology annotation, molecular function: oligopeptide transmembrane transporter activity. The record is from RefSeq and is a predicted model, not a curated record. Lineage: Eukaryota; Fungi; Basidiomycota; Agaricomycetes; Agaricales; Agrocybaceae. The transcript is spliced from 13 exons. Gene Ontology annotation, biological process: transmembrane transport. The coding region runs from base 1 to 2304 and encodes 767 amino acids.
AUGUCUCUCUCCAAAGACACCAAGCAAGAGAGCCAGCCCUCCGACAUCGAGAAACUCGGUGGCGAUCCGGCCCAUAUUGCGGAGCUUGCCUUGCCCGACUUCGAUGACCCCAACAUCGACAAGAAUGAGGCGCUUGCUGGAAUCUUGGAGGACGAUUCGCCAUACCCGGAAGUUCGGUCUGCCGUAGCUAACACUGAUGACCCCAGCAUUCCUUGCAACACUUUCCGUGCUUGGGUACUUGGACUCGUCUGGGCUAUUAUCAUCCCUGGGCUCAACCAGUUUUUCUUCUUCCGUUAUCCUUCCGUCACUGUUACAGGGAUUGUUGGCCAACUGUUAAUCUUCCCUCUAGGAAGAGCAUGGGCUCGCCUCCUUCCAAACGUAAAGAUAUUUGGUGUCGAAAUUAACCCAGGUCCCUUCACCAUCAAGGAGCACGUACUUUCUACAAUCAUGGCCUCUGUCGGUUAUUCCAGUGCCUAUGCCACGGACAUUGUCGCUGUCCAGAGAGUAUACUACAACCAAACAUUCAAUUUCAGCUACCAAUGGAUGGUUGUUAUGUCGACCCAGCUUAUUGGGUUCUCUGUUGGAGGUAUUGCUCGACGAUUCUUGGUCCAACCCCCGUCGAUGAUCUGGCCUACCAAUCUGGUUACAUGCGCACUUUUCAAUACCUUGCAUGCCCAAACAUAUGCUGGUGUGGGUAACCGCGGGGGUAUCAGCCGAGAGCGUUUCUUCUUCUACGCUUUCGCCGCCUCUGCUAUUUGGUACCUUCUCCCCGGAUAUCUCUUCCAGGCUCUCAGCUACUUCUCUUGGGUAUGCUGGAUUGCCCCCGACAAUGUUCCUCUGAACGAGAUGUUCGGUUAUGUCCACGGUAUGGGUAUGAGUCUCAUUACUUUCGACUGGGCCCAGAUUGCGUACAUUGGAUCUCCCCUUGCAACGCCUUGGUGGGCUGAAGCCAACAUCGUCGCUGGAUUCGUAUUCUUCUUCUGGUUUCUCACACCCGUUCUCCACUUUACCAACACCUGGAGCAGCAAGUAUAUGCCCAUCUCUUCUCGUGGAUCCUUCGAUAACACUGGCAGCACCUACAACGUCACCAGGAUCACCAACCCAGACACGACUUUCAACCAAGAGGAAUAUGAUGCCUAUAGCCCUUUGUUCAUCUCUACCACCUUUGCCAUUUCUUACGGCCUGUCGUUUGCUUCGAUCACGGCCACCCUCACCCACGCAUUCCUGUAUUUCCGCAAGCAAAUUUGGACUCAGGCUCGCCGUGCUAUGCAUGAACAGCCAGAUAUCCAUGCUCGUUUGAUGUCACAUUAUCCCCAGGUCCCUGAAUGGUGGUAUGCUGUAAUCUUCGUUGUCAUGUUCGUAUUUGGUGUUGUCUCUAUUGAAGUUUGGGAGACUAAAUUCCCUGUCCAAUGGUUCAUCCUUGCUCUCGUGAUUGCCUUCUUCUACGUUAUUCCCAUUGGAAUGAUUCAGGCCAUUACGAAUCAACAAGUCGGUCUCAACGUCAUCACAGAGUUGAUCAUUGGUUACGGUCUUCCUGGUCGCCCUGUCGCCAUGAUGAUGUUCAAGACUUGGGGUUACAUUACCAUGGCUCAGGCACUGACAUUCACGUCCGACUUCAAGCUUGGCCAUUACAUGAAGAUUCCUCCCAGGGCAAUGUUCUGGGGUCAGGUUGUUGCAACCGUCAUUGCUGGAACUGUUCAACUGGGUGUUCAAGCGUGGAUGUUCACCAACAUCCCUGACAUGUGCACACCUGGCCAGAAGGAUGGCUUCAUUUGCCCCAGCACAGAGACCUUCGGCACCGCCAGUGUUAUUUGGGGAGUUAUUGGACCUGCUAGGCAAUUCUCCAAGGGCCAGAUCUACUAUGCGCUCUGCCUUUUCUUCAUCGUUGGCAUUGUGUGCCCAGUCAUCACUUAUCUCCUGAGCCUGAAGUUCCCCAACAGCUGGCUCCGCUACCUCAACUUCCCUGUUAUCUUUUCCGGCACUGGUCUCAUUCCUCCCGCGAGUGCCGUCAACUACGUACCUUGGGCAAUUGUUGGAUUCAUCUUCCAAUACGUCAUCCGAAGGCGCCACUUCUCAUGGUGGACUAAAUACAAUUAUGUCCUCUCUGCUGCUCUCGACUCUGGUGUUGCUGUUAGCGCGGUCCUUAUUUUCUUCAUUCUACAAUAUCCCAAAAACGGUUCCAUCGGUAUUGGUCUUCAGAACUGGUGGGGAAAUACCGUCAUGUGGAAUACUGCAGAUGGUACAUCCAAAACACUGCUGACAGUAGCAGACGGCGAGUUCUUUGGACCUAGGACCUGGCAUUGA